UAAUAAGUGCAGUAUGUAUCAAUUCAUUACACAUUAUAAUAGUUAUUAACAAGAUAACACGAACUCAUUAAACCUGUUUUUACAGUAAUCGUGGGUUAAUUACAUACCUGUAAGUGUAACUCUGUAAGCAUUACAAGUACACAACUACUGUAAAAAAAAACAGAUUUUGUGAGUUUUUCUUAUCUCUCUAUAUAUUAAGGGUUGAUAAUUUGAUAUAUGUGUCAGCUUAGGUUAUUUUCUUUUCACCUUAUUUUUAUUACUUCUUAUUAGAUCAGAUAAGAAAAAACAAAUAACACUUAUAGAAAACAUAUAGAUUAAAACAGAAACUAGAAAACAUUCAGACUAGAUCAGGUGAAGAGAAUACAUCCUUAUUCGGGAUGGAUGAUGUAUGUUUUGCUAAUUUCCUGCUUGAAGCUAAGUUUAUUCUCUUCAUUACUUGCUGCAAAUUUUAAUAUCCGAAGCUACAGACUUAUUCUUUACUGACCCUACAUGCUUAUGCCAAGAAUAUUCUGUAUGAGGAACAAAAAUGAAUUAAUACAUGCACAAGCCAGGAAUAGAUUAUCAUCAAGCUUAACAUGGGUGCAGAACUGUCUACUGCCAUUGACACAAGAAUUACAGAGCUUGAGAGACAGAUUGCUUCUGUUAAGAUUGAGGCAUCGUUUACAAACUCUAACUUGGAUGCUUCGAAGAGGGAAGCAGAAGAACUCAAACAACAGCUUUCGAGUUGUGAAAAAGUUCAGCAAGAAAUGGAGAUGAAACUGGAAAAGGUAUGUGAUCAACUUUGUUUUACUGAGUCUGAAUUAAAAUCUAACAAGGUUGAGUUAGAAGUGUGUAAGAAAGAGUUCAACGAGGUCCGAGAUCAACUUUCCAUUUACAACAAUCGAAGUCAGAACAUAGAAGUGGAACUGCGAAAGGUACAAGAUCAACUUUCAUCAACUACUUCUGAGUUGCAAUUCGCGAUAAAUCAGUUAGAGAUUUCGAAGAAGAAGGUGGGUGAACUUGAGCAAGACAUUUGUAGUUGUAAGAAGGAAACCGAAGCUGUGGAAAUCAGAUAUCAGAAUGUUCAGGUUCAGAUUACAGAAUUUGAAUCUGAAUUACAGUCUAGCAAGAUUGAACUGACAUCUUCAAAUGAAAAGGUAGAACAGCUCGAGAUUCAGAUUUUUUCCUGUAAGAAGGAAAACGAAGACAUGGUAACAGAAAUUCAGAGAAUACAAGAUGAAAUUUCUUGUAUGAAAACCGAGUUAGAUUCAGCUAGAAGUGAACUAGAAAUGUCAAGUAAAAAGGUAAUGGAGCUCGAGCAACAGGUGUUUAAUGGUGAAAAUGACAGUAAAGUUGUGGAAGAAGAGAUAGAAAAGGUACAAGAACAACUCCGUGUAACCAACAAUGAGCUGCAUGACACGAAGAUGUUGCUGCAGUCGUCUGAGGACGACGUGCAGGAGCUGAAACGUCAAUACUACAGUUGCAAGACGAAAGUGGAACAUAUGGAAGUUGAAUUAAAGGAAGUAUCUGAUUUUCUUAGUUUAAAGGAGGAUGAAUUCGACAUGUCAAGUUGGAUUGUCCCAAAGAGUACUAAUAAUGACAUUGAUCAUAAUACUAUUAACAACAACAAUAAACCAAUGUUUAUAGCGAUUGACCAUGAGGAUGAUUAAUUACCAUAUGGGGUGGUUUGUUGUACUACGUACGUAGUUGUUAACUUUAUAUGAAUGAUUACCAUGAAAAACUGAUUAUAUUUCUUUGCA
Spinacia oleracea (spinach) is the source of this 1739-nucleotide messenger RNA. RefSeq lists its product as uncharacterized. Gene Ontology annotation, cellular component: nuclear pore. Bases 576 to 1649 code for a protein of 357 amino acids. Gene Ontology annotation, molecular function: structural constituent of nuclear pore. The record is from RefSeq and is a predicted model, not a curated record. The transcript has 2 exons. Gene Ontology annotation, biological process: mRNA export from nucleus. Lineage: Eukaryota; Viridiplantae; Streptophyta; Magnoliopsida; Caryophyllales; Amaranthaceae.